CCGGCUGGGAGUCAGACUGUCGUGGUUGUGUUUUGCUUUGGGGUUUUUUGUUAUUGUUUCUGGUUAUUAAAGAGACUGAGUCCGGAGGGGGACAGCGUGCCCGUGUGCGUCCAGACGCACGGCGAAGCCCCAAAAAACUCCGCGCACAAAGCAGCGGCUUUACGCACAAAGUCAGGUUGAGAAGGUGCAGGAUUGCCAGCCUUUGUUUUGUGUUGCCAUGGAUAAGGCUUGGCGAGUGGAGUUCAGGAACGUCGGCUGCAGUUAUUUCCCUCAGAGCAGAGUCGACUGCCACUACACACUGAGUUCACAGCACAUCUGGACCAGCAAUGACUGGAUCGGACUCUUCAAGGUGGGAUGGACGUCGGUGAAGGAGUACCACACUUUUGUUUGGGCUUUGGCCCCAGAUGACUAUCAAGACGGCACAGAAGUCAACUGCUGUGUUCAUUUCUAUGCGUCGUACCUGCCCAAGCCCAGCUCCCAAGACUACGAGUUUGUAUACAUUGAUGCAAAAGGGGAAGUUUGCUCCCGCAGCUCCAAAUUCAGCUUUUGUGCACCAAAGCCGCUCGAGGAUCUCGUCACCCUUGAAGAAGAGACUCAUGGAGAGGAGGAAGGCACAGACAUGCUCCUGGUCGUACCCAGAGCCGAACUGCUGCAGAGGCGACUGUGGGAGUGUCUGCAAGAGCGUGCUGAGCUGCUGCAGGUGCAGGAAACGGCAAAUAAACAAUGGAAGAAAGAUAAGGAGGAGUACAGCAGGGCCAAGGAGGUCUGGAACAGACAACGUAGAGAGCUGGAAAAUGAUAUCGCCAGGCUGCAUGAAGAGCAGAAACACCGUCUGGAGAAGCUUGCGGAGAUGGAGAGGACACAGAAGGAAGAGCAGGCGAGGGGAGAAUCACUAGCCCAGGAGAAAACUGCCUUAAUGGAUGCAAGGGAGGCGAGUGAUGUGCGAAUCAGAGAGCUCGAGGAGGACAUCAAAACCCUGACACAGAGAGCGGUGGAAAGAGAGACGGAGCUGGAGAGGAUGAAGGAGCGAGCCAAGAAGGCGGGAGCUCUGAGGAAAGAAGAGGAGAGUGAGAGAAAGAGCCUGCAGACCAAGCUGGAGCAGACAGAGAGUGAACUCAGGAGUUUGUCGAAGGAGUUUCAGGGCCUGAGGAACUCUCUGGCCCAGCGAGACACCAGCGUCCUGCAGCUCCAGAACACCAUCACCACCCUCACCCAGAAACUCACCACCGCCCACAGGAAAGAGGCGGAGAGUGAGGCGUCACUGAAGGAGAUGCGGAGCCUGCGGGAGCGUCUGCACAUGAGCGAGCGCGCUGCCGAGGGUCUGAAGAGCGAUCUGAGUGGCAUGGUAGCCCAGAGGGAUCACGGCCAGGCCGAGCUGCAUCAGGCCCGGCUGCAGGCGGCACAGCUAUCGCUCCAGCUCGCAGAUUUCAGUCUGGCCCUGAGAGAAGGGAGAGCGCACUGGGCUCAGGAGAGGCUGGAUCUGCAGAACACAUCUGAGAAAGACCAGGAGCGUUUGGAGAAGCUCAGCGCAGAGAUGCAGAGGAUGGAGGAACAGCUGCAGGAGGAGAGGAUGGAGAGAGUGAAACUAGAGGUUGAAAUUGGACGAGAGAAAGAUUGCAACCGGGUUCAGCUGAGUGAAACCCGCAGGGAGCUCCAGGAGCUGAAAGCCAGUCUGAGAGUCGCCCAGAAAGAGAAGGAGCAGCUCCUCGCAGAGAAACAGGAGUUGAUGGACUACAUCUGUCAGCUGGAGCAGAAGAUGGGAACAGUGGCCAGUGCCAAGUGGAGCGCUGCCCCGAUCGCAUCCACAGGCUGCCCUGACGGCGAGCUGUCCGACUCCGAGGACGAGAACCCAGAGGCUCUGCAGAUCCUCCACCCGCCCAGGCCCCUGGGACACUACAGCCUGUGCGAGCAGGGCCCGCCCGACUCCCUGCUGCUCUCCACCCCGCCCGCGUCCCCCAGGGAGGUGGACCGGAGGGCCGUGGUCAUCAACCAGCCGGCCCCGCUCUCCUCGCCACACCAGGCCGGCGCCGACACCCUGGCGCACAGCUCGGACUCGGAGGAGGAAUCUGAUCCACUUCAGUGUGGAAGGAACAGCUCUGGAGACGAUACAGUCCUUUUGUUACCUGAACACACAGACACCGUCCUCAGUGAUCUGGCCGACACCUCGCUGUGGUGAGCUGCGGACGUCUGACCGCGACAAGCGAUCAAAGAGAGGAGAAAGAGCACACCCAUGGAUUUGGUGUGUUCCCCGCAUUAUUUCCACUAACAAGCACACACACUCACACACACACACACACACAGCUCACUCACUACACAAACUGUUAAUAAGCUUCUACAUCGUAUCUCCUGCAGACCUCUGUUUAUUUCCCACUGUUCUGUCGAUGCCCCUAAUGUUGGUCCAGUGGUGGCGGGUCAACGCCACGUUAAAUGACCCACAUUAGGCGGGUGCACAGUUUAAGCUGGCAGACUUUUAGGGACCGACUCCGGCAUUUGAGAGUUUGCGGGCUGUAGCGGAAUGAUUUCUGUUGAAUCAUUGCGAUGUCGAGAGCUUUACGAUGGAUGUUAUGUCGUUUUUAUGGCAUUUGUGAUUAGGAGUCAUGACAGGCACUGUAAUUAUGAUGUUUUGUGCGGGCCCGGCUCCACUGGAAAUCAUGGCAAAACUCUCCCGCAGCUUUAAAUUCUCCACAGCAGCUCUGAACACUUUUUCAUGGCGACAUAAAGUCAUGAUACAGCAUCAUGCUAAAUUAUACGGCGGUAAUGUCGGUCUAUGACAUCAUAUUUCUCCUCCAUUUGCUCAGAACUAAGAUUUGAUAUGCACUUUGUUGUAUGCAUUAGCAGUUGAUUGUUGUCAUGCAGAUGCAGUUAAGGUGAUUUAGCGGCGCAGACGCUCCCUAAGAUGGACAAGCUUUCGAAUUAGAAGGCUUAUUGAACAGAUUGUGUUUAACGUCUAUUAGGAUAGACGCCACAUGCAACUUUCUACUUCACUGACUUCAUAUCGUCAUUAUUCCAAAAUUAAUGCUCAUAAGCUCCUCACUAUAGAUCAGCUGCGGUUUUUAUUUCUUAAUGAACCUUGGUUUUACGUUUGAUAGUUAUUGAAAUUUACUAGCCAUUUAUUUGGAUGUUUAGCGUCGGUCUUUAUCACAGUUUAUAUUGUACAGAAAUUUUAAUUCAGACACAUGCAGUUCUAAAUUUGUGCCUAAAAUAAUCAAGUCAAAAGAAAAUCAUCUUUAUAGAUCCUAACGUCAGCAUCAUGAUGUUAGGUUUUUUUUCCCCCUUUCCCUGUGGUAAUAUACUGCCUAAUAAAAAUUGCUGCCUACCUUUUAAUCAAUACUGUAUGCAUUUUUCAUGAUUUUCUAUUUAUAAUUAACUUGAGUUAUGCUGCAAUUAAACUAUAUUCAGGUUUAAGUAGAAAUAGGUGUUCAGUUUGUGCAAUGUGUAACAAAAUUUUCCAUGCUUGGCUCAAAAAGAUUUGCUUAGAUACCUUUGAUGCUUGAUUUUAUCUGCUGUAUUUGCACCCUAUUUUUAAUAGAGAAGACUUUUUAGAUGAAAAGUUGAUAUAUGGAUACUCAAUAGUCUGUCGUGUUUUCUCAUCACUAUUAUACUCAUUACGGCGUGUGUUGUGUUUACUCAUAUUUUAUCCACUUUUUAUGUUUUUACUUUCUGCUUUCACAUGUUGAGGUCUGUUGUUUGUGAGAUAUCGGUGCUCAUGAAAGGGAAAUGAAAUGAAAUACCAGCAUAUUGUGUUGAAAGUAGAUGUAAAAUAUUUACAUAUAUAUAUAUAUAUAUAAAUAUAUAUAUGCAAAAUGAGUUGAUUUUAAUGUUUAAGCCGCUUCUCCGGGAACAGGCUUAUCAAAGAAGUGGUGAAAGGAGUCAUGUCUGGUUUACCUUGUGUCACUGCGUCUGCUGAUGUUACACUACAUUUUAACGUUUUCCAUAUGCAGAAGUUCGGAAGGGUUGGAGGAAUCUGGCGUUCUUUCCCAGAUGAUGGCACACUAAAUGUAUUCUCCAUAGUCCGUGUUUGUAGCUGUAAUCUGACUUUAUGUCUUAAGGAAGUGUGUGUUUUUUUUGUCGUUCCACUGAGGGCUCCUGUACGAGUGCUCCUCGUCGGGACUCCAUCUCACUCUGCAAUAAAGCUCCGGUGGUUACGCUCUGUUUUGAAGUUCUGUGUGUGAAGGUUAUCCCACAUCUACAUCUCCGGUUCUCUGUACUUUCUUACCCGUCAUGUAACAGGGUUUGGGUGGGGUUCUGCAUAAUAAAACGGUUUAUGUAUCCAUUA
This is a messenger RNA of Salarias fasciatus (jewelled blenny), 4276 nucleotides long. RefSeq names its product calcium binding and coiled-coil domain 1a (gene calcoco1a). NCBI's taxonomy places the organism in Eukaryota, Metazoa, Chordata, Actinopteri, Blenniiformes, Blenniidae. The record is from RefSeq and is a predicted model, not a curated record. The coding region runs from base 218 to 2176 and encodes 652 amino acids. Gene Ontology annotation, biological process: positive regulation of transcription by RNA polymerase II. Gene Ontology annotation, molecular function: transcription coactivator activity. The transcript has 15 exons.